AUGGGAGUCCUCAAGGUUCCAAGCCUGCCAUGCUUGGUAUUUCUCAUGCUACUCCUCUUGGCUCCUGGCUUUGAUGCCAAGACAUGCCAGGAGCGCAGCGAGAGCUAUACCCCUUUUAGGUGCCUGACUGAUCCAUGUGUUGAGGCCUGCCACAAGGAGGGAUUUAUUGAUGGGAAGUGUGUCAUAUUCAAGUGUUACUGCAAAGCAUGUUAG
Molecule: messenger RNA, 213 nt
Organism: Triticum turgidum subsp. durum (durum wheat)
Lineage: Eukaryota; Viridiplantae; Streptophyta; Magnoliopsida; Poales; Poaceae
Source: the annotation of a GenBank genome assembly